Molecule: messenger RNA, 2015 nt
Organism: Caenorhabditis sp. 36 PRJEB53466
Lineage: Eukaryota; Metazoa; Nematoda; Chromadorea; Rhabditida; Rhabditidae
Source: the annotation of a GenBank genome assembly
AUGGUGCCAUCAGAUGCCGCCUCCUCGCCGACCACCUUCAUUGACGUCCUCUUCGACUGGGCCUUCUCCUUCAUACAAAUGUUGUCGCAUUUGCUGAACGGAUACUUCACUGCGUUCUUCGUAUUCACUGGUUCGUUUUCUUUAGUAUUCUGGAAAAGAUCUUUGUCUCUUACUAGGCUCUCUUUUCUAUUUCUUUGAUUGACAAGUUCACUAAUUUUCCAGGAAUUGCUCUCAAUCUCCUUUCGGUCUCUAUAUUCUUGCGAAAGGAGCGAGCAGGGACGCCGGCAAUUCAGUAUUAUUUGGUAUGCCAAAACAAGAACUCAUAAUCUUUUAAGGAGUGUGUCCUUUGAAUCAUGCCAACUCUGUCAAUAGAGUUUGACACGUAACUUGUAGUAUGUCAUUGCUCAAAUUGCUUUCUUGUUCUUCAUUAGCAAUUUGAGUGAAUGUGUUAAUUGGAUGAGCUUUCGGAUGUAACUCGACACUUAUAUUUGUGGACAGUCAUCUGAUAAAUUUCCUGAACUUGAAACGAAAUGGAUUCAACUCUGGGACCAACCAUUUUUUUUCAGGUAACUCUAACCCUCUGGCAAACGGCACUUCUGGCCAACGCCUUCCUGCUCUACUCGUUCCCCAAUCUUUGGUGGGGUCAUUUGGUCUCGCAGGGAACGUACGUGUACCUUUACCCGUAUGUGUACACGUUCGCAAACACCACUCACACCGGAUCCGUAUGGAUUGUUUUGACACUGACUAUAGACCGCUAUUUGGCUCUGUGCCAGCCACUCAAACAUCGUGCAAUCGGAAAGAAACGGUGCGUGAAACAAAAUCAAGUGGGGGCCACCAGAGCGAGUCGAAACUAAAUUCCAUUUCAGAAGAGUCCGACGCCUCAUGAUUGCCGUCUCAAUUAUGGCCGUGUGCUUCUCGGUUCCGAGGUUUUUCGAAGUUCACGUCGUUUUCAUUUGUGAACAUCCGAUCUACUGCGUGGCCACUAUUGACCGCACGGAACUUUUUGAUGUAUGUCCGACAUGGAAAGAAAUUGAGCAUUAAAAGAAUAAAACAUUUUCAGAACCGUUUAUACUGGACAAUCUACCACGUCAUCCUAGCAAUGAUGUUCGUUACUCUACUUCCCUGUCUAAUAUUAUUUGCUCUAACAUUGCGAAUCUCAAUAGGUACCUACCUCCCUUAUCACCAGUGUAACAUUGCGCAACUCGUUCUCUUUUAGCGCUCCGAUCCGCUAUCGCAAAACGCAAAUCUUUAUGUGCACCCAAUUCGGACAUUGAAAGUCGAUGUAAAUCGAUAAAAUCAUCACGAUACAAUUCGUCAAGGUGAGUGGUGACGUCACAACACUUUAUCAUUUUGAUGUUCCAGAAAAGACCACAAAUCAAACAUAAUGUUAGUGUUGGUAAUUGCUAAAUUUUUGAUCUCCGACAUCUUGCCGACGGUCAUUGAUGUCCUAGAGCACGUAAGAGACCGUAGUACGUUUCGACAAAUCAUCAGGUUCACUUAAUUACAGGUUGUCGGCCAGUCAGCGUUCAUGAGAUCACCGCUGGCUUCCCUGUUCGUCGACAUUUCCAACUUCCUCAUCGUCCUGAAUUGCUCUUCAAACUUUUGGGUCUUCUUUGUCUGGGGAAAACGAUUCCGACGGUCUUGCCGGAAGUGUAUCAAGUCCACUCAGAUCGGAGCAUGCAUUUAUGAUAUGGCGCAGUGGAAUAAUGAUUCGGUAAGUCUACAGUAUCCUGGAAUGUGACUAUCAUUCGAAUAUUUUCAGGAAGUUUCUCUGUGCGGCGCACCAACUUCCUUUACAACUGUAAACGUCACGAAAGCCUAUGGUAGCACGGCGGAAAGGUCGUUUCGUUAUAAAAGAGGAAUGGAAUUAGUUGUAUCCAGGUAAGGCACCCCCUUCAAGAGAAUUUCGGAAAGCGGAAACGUUUUCCGCACACUCAUGCAUCCUAUGAAUAUACGUUUUAAUAUUUACAUGUUUCAGAACCGACGAGCUGUCUUCAAAUCCCAGUAGAACGUGA